Dreissena polymorpha is the source of this 2408-nucleotide messenger RNA. Its product is annotated as persulfide dioxygenase ETHE1, mitochondrial-like. The coding region runs from base 152 to 1051 and encodes 299 amino acids. The record is from RefSeq and is a predicted model, not a curated record. Gene Ontology annotation, molecular function: sulfur dioxygenase activity. Lineage: Eukaryota; Metazoa; Mollusca; Bivalvia; Myida; Dreissenidae. Gene Ontology annotation, biological process: glutathione metabolic process; hydrogen sulfide metabolic process. The transcript is spliced from 7 exons.
CGUUUUCACAACUGUGACCUUGACCGACAUGCGCACUUGUCAAAACAGCCGGUAAAAACCGGUGUUUACAUUGUGUUUCGUUCAUUGACUAUAAACUAGAGGAUUAAACUAUAAACGUGAGUUCAACAGCUGUAAAAACCUUAAUAAAGCAAUGACAGCAACAGUGUCUACGCUAAAUCGAUGUCUAGCGAUCGGAAGAACUGUUUCAAGUACCCGACUGAGUUGGUGUGUCAGGAAAUUUCACGCGCUCAGCCAAGGAAACGGGAAAAUUGUGCUUUGCUCCCAGAAACGUUCUAUGUACAGACAGUUUGUUGAUCAAGCCGCUAAAACGAUGGCGUCGUUCGCUGGAAAAGACAAGGACUUGAUCUUUCGUCAGUUGCUAGAAUACAAGUCAUUCACAUACACAUAUCUGCUUGCCGAUCCAGACACAAAGGAAGCCAUCCUGAUCGACCCAGUCCUGGAAACAGUGGACCGAGACGUGAAGAUUGUGAAAGACAUGGGACUGAAGCUUUUAUAUGGAGUGAACACACAUGUGCAUGCCGACCACAUCACAGGCACAGGGCUAAUCAAGGAGAAGAUACCAGAGUGCAGGAGCGCAAUCAGCGCUGCCGGGAAGGCCAAGGCUGAUGUGCAACUCCACGAGGGCGAUAAAGUGAAGUUCGGGAGAUACGAGAUCGAGGCCCGUAGCACGCCUGGUCACACUAAUGGCUGUAUGACGUUCGUGUUCCAUGAGAAAGGCAUGGUGUUCACGGGGGAUGCCAUACUCAUCAAGGGAUGCGGACGGACAGACUUUCAAGAAGGCAACUCUGCGACUUUGUACGACUCUGUUCACAAGAAGAUCCUCAGUUUACCAGAUCACUUCUGCCUUUACCCGGCUCAUGAUUACACAGGGCAAAUGGUGACUACAGUCGCGGAAGAGAAGCAGUUAAACCCUCGACUCACAAAGUCCCGGGAGGAGUUCAUAAAGAUCAUGUCAAACCUUAACCUGCCUUACCCGAAACAGAUAGACAAGGCCUUGCCCGCAAACUUACUUUGUGGAAUUCAGCCGUAAAACCCCCAAUCAUUCCAUUUGCUUGAGACCACUUGAAGACAUCUUCCUGUGCGAUGAUGUUUUGGGCGCAAGCCCCUAAAUUGACUUGCAGCUGACCUUGCCUCGGUUACAUCUCUCCAUUGAGUGAUGCACUCUCAUGAAAUUCAACUGACUUUCUUUUUGUGUACUUAGUUGACUAAUUUUGUGAUGGAUUUGUUUUGUGUAGUAUACAAAUGGUAUUCAUAUUUUAUACAGCUCAGCUGUAAUGUCUGUAAACUAACUGUACAGUCCUAGAAUAUCUGUAUAUAAACACUGGGCUAGAAUUAAACUCCUACCAGAUUAUUUGAUCUUUGUUCUGGGUAAACUGGGCUAAAUGCAUGUGCGUAACGUGUCGUCUCAGAUAAGCGUGUGCAGUACGCACAGGUUAAUCGGGGACAACACUUUCCGUCUAAACAGGAUUUUCAUUAAGAAGAGACUUCCUUUAAACAAAAAAAAAUACAUAAAUUUAGAAAGUGUCGUCCCUUAUUAGCCUGUGUGGACCCUAAAGGCUUAUCAGAGACGACAUUUUAUGCACAUGCAUUAAGCCCAGUUUUCCCAAAACAAGGCUAAUUAUGUUUGCGUAGCAAUUGGUUGAAACAUCAAUUAAAAACUGCUGUUCUUAUUUAAAACCCAUUUGUUUUAUUAUCAAACAUAGGUAGCCUUAUCUGCUCUCAUAUUUUCCGGUUAUAUCGUCAAUGAUGCGUGAAUGGAACUAAAUAAGCAGUUUGUAAAAAUACCAAUUGAAAGUCGUGGUUUCUUUUGUUUAUUGUAAAAAAAAUAGCCAAGUGUAAAAAUAGCAUGUUUUUAGUCAACACUUUGACCAAAAAAAUAAUUUCUGAUAUAUAUCAAAAUUGUGUUGAUUUCACAAUAGAUAUAAAUAUGAACAUAUUGUUAUGUACAUUUCUGAAAUCUGAUACUUUUAAGAUGUUCAUUGUAAGGCCUGCUUUAAAUGAAUAAGAAGUGUCGACUUUUCUUUUUUUGCGAUUAGUAAAGCAUUUGUAACAAGUUGUUGAACCAUUACUUGUUAAACUUUAGUUUUAGCUGUAAUUUGCUCACACACAUCUACCAUUGCUUUUGUUCUAUUUUACAAUUUACGAAUUUCGUUUUGCUAUUCUUGAUUAAUUUACAUGCAUAAAAAGUGCUUAUAUGUAUGUUAUAAUAUUCAUGAAUUUGUUUUCUUGGGUAUUGUUUAUUUCUAAUUGAGUGCACAUGUCUUACAAAAAUGCAAUGUAUGUACCAUAUGUACAUUUGAACUUGUCUUUUAUUAUGGAACCAAUUCCUGUCCCAAAGGAACGUAAUGCAUGUCCAUUAACAAAGAUGAUAAAAAACACCAAUUUUU